Molecule: messenger RNA, 13243 nt
Organism: Oenanthe melanoleuca
Lineage: Eukaryota; Metazoa; Chordata; Aves; Passeriformes; Muscicapidae
Gene: GABRA4
Product: gamma-aminobutyric acid type A receptor subunit alpha4
Exons: 9
Coding region: 200-1864 (554 amino acids)
Biological process (GO): regulation of postsynaptic membrane potential; chloride transport; gamma-aminobutyric acid signaling pathway
Cellular component (GO): synapse; dendrite membrane; neuron projection
Molecular function (GO): benzodiazepine receptor activity; transmitter-gated monoatomic ion channel activity involved in regulation of postsynaptic membrane potential; GABA-gated chloride ion channel activity
Source: RefSeq, a predicted model, not a curated record
GGCGCCUGUUGCCCCGAGAGAGUUAACGGUGCGGGGAAACUCGCUCGCCGCUCCUCCGCCCGUGCCGGGCGCUUGGCAACCGGGGCGCCGCGCAUGUGGCACCGCCGGGGACCGCCGCCCCCCCGCCGGGCCCCGCGUCCCCCUCCCCGCCCCGGACAAGGCGUUUAACGUGCCCAGGCGUGAAGUAUGGCAUGCAAAGAUGGUUUCUGCCAAGGAGCCAGCCACCGCCAUGUCCUCGGGUCUCUCCAUCGCCCUCCUGCAUUGCCUGUGCCUGGCGACCUGCCUCACCGGGCCGCCGGGGCAGACCAAAAAAGAGGAGAAAUUGUGGCCGGAGAAUUUCACCAGCAUCCUGAACAGCCUCCUGGAUGGCUAUGACAACCGGCUGCGACCGGGAUUUGGGGGUCCUGUUACUGAAGUCAAAACAGAUAUAUAUGUCACCAGUUUUGGACCUGUUUCUGAUGUAGAAAUGGAAUAUACAAUGGAUGUCUUCUUUCGUCAGACAUGGGUAGAUAAAAGGUUAAAAUAUGAUGGGCCUAUUGAAAUUUUAAGACUUAACAACUUGAUGGUUUCGAAGGUAUGGACUCCUGAUACUUUCUUCAGGAACGGGAAAAAGUCUGUUGCACAUAAUAUGACAGCCCCAAAUAAACUCUUCAGAAUAAUGAGAAAUGGCACCAUCCUGUACACAAUGAGGCUUACAAUAAGUGCAGAGUGUCCCAUGAGAUUAGUGGAUUUUCCCAUGGAUGGUCAUGCUUGUCCUCUCAAAUUUGGGAGUUAUGCUUAUCCAAAGAGUGAAAUGAUUUAUACCUGGACAAAAGGACCUGAGAAGUCAGUGGAAGUUCCUGAGGAGUCUUCCAGUUUAGUUCAGUAUGACCUGCUUGGGCAUACAGUAUCCUCUGAAACUAUUAAAUCUAUUACAGGUGAAUAUAUUGUUAUGACAGUUUAUUUCCACCUCAGAAGGAAAAUGGGUUAUUUUAUGAUUCAGACCUAUAUCCCAUGCAUUAUGACUGUGAUCCUCUCUCAAGUUUCAUUUUGGAUAAAUAAGGAAUCUGUUCCUGCUCGAACUGUAUUUGGAAUAACCACAGUGUUGACAAUGACUACACUGAGCAUCAGUGCAAGACAUUCACUGCCAAAAGUAUCCUACGCUACUGCCAUGGACUGGUUCAUAGCGGUUUGCUUUGCCUUUGUGUUCUCUGCUCUUAUUGAGUUUGCUGCUGUCAACUAUUUUACUAACAUUCAAAUGGAAAAAGCCAAAAGGAAGACGGUAAAGUCCCUUCUUGAAUUUCCAGUUGCUCCAGUACAAAGAAAAAGAAGUACAGAAGAGACAUUCAUGAAUACAGAUGCCAAUUCAAAUGUGAGGAAAAGAACGAAUGCCACAGUACAGUCUGAAGCUGAUGGUGGGAGCCGGAUUGACACAAGGCACAGCUCUGUCCAGCCUUCCUCUGUAGCUCAGGGGUCUUCUGACAUUACACCCCACUCCCUUUCUGCAUCAAGUCCCAACCCUUUCACACGAAUCAACGCAUCAGAGACAUUAUCUUCUGCAAGAGCAACCCCUCCAGCUCCUCCCUCUACCCCAGUUUUAACUGGAUUUGUAUCCCAGCAUGCCACAGCUGGAUCCCCUUCCAUUCAGCACUUGCUUGGAUCUAGACUGGAGCAGAUUCAGACCACCACACCUAAUACAUUGGGAGCAUCUGCAAAGCCAUCUGCUGUCACACCACCUCCUCCCCCCGCCUCCCACUCUGGCACGAGUAAGAUAGACAAAUAUGCACGCAUUUUAUUUCCUGUUACCUUCGGAGCAUUUAACAUGGUCUACUGGGUGGUGUAUCUAUCCAAGGAUACCAUGGAAAAAUCAGAAAGUCUAAUGUAGUUUUGCUGCUAUGUAGUAGUUCCUAAAUUAUACUCACAUUUGAUGCAGAGUUUCUUCUUUUGAAACUAUUUAAAAAGGUCAGUAAUUCUUAUUUAUAAAAGCUGUGUGCUACUCUCCCAUUCUAAAGGCUGGAGUUACUGGGGAUAAUUAGUUAACUCUUAACAGAGUAAGGGGUAACAGUAAAGGGUCGUCCUCCCUUCAGCCAGCAACACUUGCUCAAGACAAACUAUUCUGGCUGCACAGAACUUGCAUUUGGGAGGAGCAUGCACCUGAAAAAAAUCAGAGGCAGAGGUGCACAGCUGUGUAGUGGAACAGAUCCGACUGCUAGGAAUAUGCAUGUUGGCAAUUACAAAUGAGGCACCCAGCACUGCUGUCUGGACACAGCAUUGCAUUCUCUGAGUAUGAGUCUAUGUCCUGAAUAUUUUGACAGUGCUUGCUAGAAAAGGACUUUCCCUGCUAGUUUAAAUUGACAGAAUGGGGGGAAGAAAAUAGUGGCAAAAGGGAAGAGACUCCAGCCUGGGAGAGUGCAACUCCAGGAAAGUUAUGCAAAGGAGUUGUAGAGCUCCGUAUAUUUUUACUAAGCAUUAUUUUGCAUUGUAACCUGGGAAAUUCUCACAACAAACUAAGAAUGAAUGAACCUUGUAAAAUCUGAAAUCUGAUGUAAUUCUCAAAAUUGGAUUUUCUUGUUUGGUAAGGUGAUAUUAAGUGGGCGAUUAUUCUUUGACCUUGCUGACCAGCUUGAGUGGAUUUAUUCCUAAAUUACAUCAGUUGUAGUAGAUGAGGACCAGACCACAAUGUUCAGCUUUUUAUUUGAUUUCUUUGCUUUUUCUUCGGUUGCUUUGGGGUUUGGGUUUUGGUUUGUUUUUAGUUUUUUCCCCAUACUUUUCAGUUACACUCCUAAUUUCUUUUAAACACAUAAUCCAUUGCCCCCUGCCCCCCCCCCCCCUUUUAUGUAAUGUUUGUGUCAAGUUCAAUUUUCAAUUCAGUUUUAAAAGUGGCUUCAAAAUUAAGCAAAAAAGUGCCCCAUUUUGCAUAGAUGAAUGUGGCAUGUCACUGAGUGAAUGAAAGACACCCUUUUUAAGGACUGCUGCUACAUAAAUAAGAAGGUAAACUUUCCAGGUGGAGCCCAGGCUAAAGUUAAUUUAUGAUCCAUUUAUUUAUUUUAAACUGUUGCAUAGAUAGGUGCUUUUCUUACCAAAUUGCAGUAUGCAAGCAGGCAAUAUUAUUAAAGAUUUGAAUAGUUAAACCUGAUAGAAAUCCUGAUCAUAGAUGUUAUUUUUCACUAGAAUGGGUAGAAAACAUGUUGCCAGUAAGUACAAGAAAUGUUUGUACAGAUCUGUCUGGCUUGGCAAAUGGUUAGUGUUUCUGUGCAGGUGACAAGUGAAAAUCAAAGGCCAACUUCUCAGCUAUGAUCUGGCUGUGCCUUUAAAGGUCUGGACUAAUCCUUAGCUUCAGUUGAUGGAAUAGCAGGUUGGUAGCCUAUUGCCAAAGUCUUAUGCUGCAGGGCAGAUCCAGGUGAGUGUUGAGUGUUUCUGUGCCCAGAAAAUGACCAAGGGACUUAUGGAGACCACAAGCUGCUGGCAACAUAAGGCAUUCAUAAGACUGCCCUAGACUAUGCUGGGACAAGAGUCAGGAUAAAAAGACCCCAAAAUGGUAAACUAUGACCGUGCCUCUCCAAGCCUUUUAGCCAGCUCAUGGCUGAGAUUCUGACUUUUAACUUAUAGGACCUGGGAGAUACCUGGAAAGAGAUACUAGAGUGUGCAGUAUGGAUCCCAGAUGGUUCUUUCAUGUGUAAUAAUGAACUGUAGAUGAUAGAUCGCAGUGGGACUAUCUUAUAUAACUUUAUUAUAAUGGAGUGAUAUAAACAGUUGCCUUAGUCUUUCUUUUACUUUAGGGAUGCUCUCAAAAGGCCAGUUAUGGUUCUUUCCUUUUUCAUCUUAUACAUCUCGAAGAUGCCUGAGAUCACAGCACUUGUUAGAAAAACAUUAUGUGGCAUAUCACAGAACUGGAAAUGGAGCACUUGUACAAGAUGCAUAGUUUGUAUCUCUGCAUGUCCUGCUGGUUGCUGUAGCUGUUUCCUCUCUAAUUAGGUCACAUAGUUACAAAUUGUUAGAAUAAAAGAUAGUGAGAUAAUUAUUUAUUUGAUUUAGCCAGAAUAAACAAAGCUGAACCUCUGGCAAUUCUUGAUUAUAAUUGAGCCAAUGAUAAAAUACUUCUAGCAUGCAAAUGGUGACCUGCUGUGUGGAGAACCCAGUAUUUGCACCAGAAAUUACUGAAAUUACUCUUUGCUUUCCUCUGUGAUGAAAAGUGAGGAUGUUUUCUCACAGGCAGAGCCUUAAACAAUUCAUUAGAAACAGUUUUCUCUUCCUUCCACCCAUCCCUGUAUACUGAUUUUAUAAUCAGCUUUUCUUAGUGCACCGUUCAGUGGAAUCAACACUAGUUCAGCCUAAGAUUGACCUAAAUGUGCUGCUUGAAUUCACUUGUAGUUUCUGUUUAAUAUUAAGGACUUAUAAAGAAGAAAAAGGAUUGCAAAAAUAAUCAAUUCCAAAUAUUUAUUUCUGUGCUUCCAUUUUAGGAGAAAUUUUUAAUGAUACCACAGAAAAAGUUACCUAUUUUAAAUCCCAGUGUAUUUCUGAAGUACCUUCCAACACUUCCAUUCCUAAAUUCAAAAUUAAGUAUAUUAAAAGAAAUCAUUAUGAGUUUAAGAUAAUGUAUUGAACUGUACUACAUUUUUAUGUUGCAGCAUAUGAAGAAAUUGCCAUAAUUAGCUUUCCAAAGUACAUGUGGACAAUGUAAAUAGGAGUUUAUUGUGAACAGUUGUUCUUCAUUAUUUUUAAUCUCCCUGGAUGAUCGGAAACAGUAAAACAACAAAGAGCCUGCAAUAUACUCAGUGACACCAUAACUAGAAAGCACAAAAGGAGGAAUAUGCUAAAUAUAGCAGCCCAAAUGUUCAAAACUGCUAACUAAAAUCCUAAGGGAAAACAUUGCAGGUGUCAUUUCAGUGACCAAAUAGCUUAUUAGAGAUGAUCUUCUGUGAGAUGAACUCUAUGGGAGCUAUAUUUUUAGUUUUUUGUUCUUUUUUCCAUUGGAUUUGUUGAACAAUCUUUUUUUUUUGACAGUAUCAUAGUGGUUUAAAACUAAUCAAACACUUCAGGUAAGCUCACAUCUAUCAACAGGAAAGGAAACCGGAUAGAAAGGCAAAAAAUCUUUACAAGGAAACAGAAAUUGAUCUCCACUGACAUUUCCUCGGAGACAUUACCAGCAGCAAAACUCCCACAGACUGCAGUGAUGCAGCCCUGACCACUAAUGCAGUCCUUUGAGAAAAACAGUUAAAAAUUUGGUACAGAAAGAUUACCUCCACAGGAACUGAAGUGUGAUUUGUAGUCAAUUGUGAGCCCACUGUUAACAGAUUUCACAGCAAUUGUGAAAAUAAAAUGAGAAAAGUGGCAAACUUAGACCCCAGCCCUUCAAGGUGACCUGAACUCUUAGAGCUCACCAGCUCUGGAAUUCUGGAAUUCCAGUACUGGUAUCUGUUUUUCCUUCUAUUAAAAUGGACUUGUCUCCAUCAAACAGAUAUAGGUAGUGCAUUUCUUCUCCCAUGUGUCUUUGAACGGGAAAAAAGUAGACUUUUUACACUGUUCAGUUAUCCACUCUCCAUUAUCCUUUGAUCAGGCAAGUAAACUGGACAAUAAUUGAAUGAAAGAGGUAAAUAGUUUAAUAAGGAAUGUGUUUAGAGUUUUUCUGUUAAGAGGAGCUAAGGUUUAUUGAUUAUAGGGUGUUUAAGUGUAGACUUUGGCAUCUCAUCAUCUUGAUCAUUCAGAGUGGACCUUACCAAAAAAUGGGGAAACCAAGUAUUUAAUAUGAUUUAACCAGUAUUUCUACAAAACUUUGAAUUGUCAGCUUUUUGAUAUGCCCAGAAUUCCAUGUUCUUCCAUCGUAUUUUGUACCUCCUGUAUGUCAUUUGGCCUCAGUGUACCUUAAUGCUGUAGCUCAUUGUCUGUAUGCCAUGUGAGCAUCUAUUUAUCCAGUUUACCCAAAGCCUAACUUCCCAUAUUCCUUGUGCAGUUAGAAGUGUAGGGAAGGCCAGAAUGGAAGAAAUGACACACAGGCUUUGUAAGAGACACACUUGCCAUCUGAGACAUUUUUCCACAGACACUACAGAUUUCUUAGGAGAACAUUUUCAGAAUGCUAUAGCACACUGCAUCUGAAUCCCAAAAGCUGCCAAGAGGUCUGUUUGGAUAGCAGAGUAGAUCAUGGACUUUGCACACUUCUUAAAACUUUUGCUUGGCUUAGAAGAUUAAGGAGGAAAGAAAUUUUGGUGAGUUGUACCUUGUCUUCCUGGGACUUGCCAAUAGGGCUUGACCUCACUAAAACAGAAAGGGUCUGUGUGGCUAGCACAGUUAUGAAUUGCAAUAUAGACAGCUGACAAAAACUCACCCUUGGUUUUAUUUAAUGCUAGUAUUGAAUAAUCCUAGUAUUAGAAAUAAAGCAGCUGUGGUUGUGAGAAGCCUAGGUUUGGUAUAACAUCUGCUGAUGAUAUUGAUCAAGCCAAGGGUGAUCAAAGUUGUAGAAGUCUUACAGAGCUGCAGGGCUAUACAGCAGGAAGUUGCAGCAGGUCAGUGCCAAGUGGGGAGAAAAGGAGGUGCUUCCCUUCAUACUCUGACAGGAGUAAAGCAAUAAAGCAAAGCAGUACAGCUCCUCCAUUUGUAUUUGGUAGAACAAAACCGCAUAAACAAAAUUUCAUACUCGAUGAAAAUCCGAGUGGCAAAUAACAUUAUGGAGGCCACUAUUAACCACCAACCCCACCCCCCCCCAAAAAAAAAAACCAGGGGAAAAAAUCCAGGAAAAAAAUUUAAAUUAAAUUAAAUGACAGUAGCAUCUUUUUAUUUUUUUUUUCAAGAUCUUGCAUUUCUUUCAGUGGGCUUCCAAGGUGAGUUUACAUUUUUUAAGAACCUCUACUGGUAUCUACUGACACAAAUAUGUGUUUUUCAUUUACUGCAGUUCACUUUAAAUGGAAAGUUUACUGCAAGGAAAAAUGCCAUUUUGAAAGGGUCUGAUAUGUGUUAAUUUGUAUAAUCCUCAUUUGUAGGCCUCUCCUCAGAGUCAAGAUGUAGCUAUUUUGGAGAAUAUGAGUGUGGUGAGAGUUUCAGCAUGUUCUGAGUAAAUCGGGCUCUGCAAGUAAAUUUUUGCCACAUCCCAGGCAAGUGAGAGUAGUGCAAAGUACAGAGCACCCUGUAAAGAUCUCUCUUUGCUAAUGUUAUGUUCUAUGUUAACUGGAGGGAAUGAAAAAUGCAAUUAUUGUAAAAUUGAUGGAAUUUGCAAAACGUACUUUGUUUUCAUAUGAGUUAAAAAUGUGGAAGAUAUUUAUUUCAGAAUUGAAUAGCAUUGUCUUCUAGUCCAUAACUUACUGCAUCUAAAAGUAUCUCUUAGACUUUCUUAUGCUUUUUGUAUUAUUCCACUGGAAAGAAUUUCAAAGAAAUAGUUAAUAUCCAUUGCAGUUCACUAAUUUUUUAAAUCAUAAUUCUGUUUUCAUUUUCUUGUGCAAGAGGAAUUGAGAGCAUGAUGGCUUAUUCAAAAUAAAAAUAACAGCAGCAAAACAAAAGCCUUGGAGAAUCCCUGUUUUAGAAAACCUUACAAACCCACAUCAAUUUUUGAAUUUUUUUUUUUUUUUAAUAGCAUAAUUUUAGCAUUUAAAAAUACUAAUGCUGUUGCAGCCUGGAUACAUAUAUACAUAUAUCCCUUGAAAUAAUUCUAUUUCCCUGAAUUUUAAGGAGGCAAACUCAACAUGCAUUUGCUUAUUGUUCUGUAUUGAAAGAGUCCCUUUCUGGAUGGAAAACACUAUGUGAGGUAGGUUUUUUUUUUUAAAUUUAUUACUAUCUUCAUUUAACUAUUUUCAAGAAAAACAUCUGGAGGAAGAGUGUGGUAUUACUGAAUUAAUCUUCAAAUAGCAUGAAGAUCUGGGUUAUUUCCUGCUGGUCAUCUUGCUGUUCUGUCAACAUUUUCUUAGUGUUUUUGUGAGUGCUCUAUCCAGGUUUGCUGUUAACUGACAUAGCAAUCUAUGGAUGAUCUGGUGACAUAAAGAAACACUAAAGGAAAUCAUUGUUUGUGAAUAUGUUUUCAUCCUUGGAAAAACAUAAGUGGAGUUUGGUAGAAGAAGCAGAUGACAGUAUGAAGCACUCAGCUGUACUUCUGAGCUCAAUACAUUGAAAAAUUUAGUUGAGUACUGCUUUGUCUUGCAUCAUCUUGUGCUGGUGGCUCAUCUCCAUGGUAAGUAAAACUGCUACGAGGAUGGAGGGCUCAGAAGUAAAGAUUGUCUACAAGUAUUUCUUCAAAGUUAUUUUGAAAUAUGAGAUAGCUAACCUUAUUACUAACAGUAAUGUCACAGUAUGCUUUAUAUUUGCAAGCUUGAAAAUCUCCUUUUCUGUUAAGUUGUACCAGGUUGUCAAAUGAACUUUUCAUGAAUAGAUGAUUCUGUAUGUACAUGUAUUUAAUUUUUAAAAUAAUUUUUGGCAACGUUCUCUGUCACCAGACAGGUAGUGGAGAUUUGAGGUGUUUCAGAUAACCAGAGUUCUUGAGCAAUUACUUUAAAAUACUUGUUUCAUAGAUACAUGCCUUUGCAAAUCAAUACAGCAGUGCUUUUGUAGUGGAAAAUAAUCCACCUGUGAAAAAUCCUGGCCUUGAAUACUCAACCCAUAUUUGAAGGGCUGAUGAAGAACAUUGGGAAAGGCAGGACCCAGGGCAUGUUUAUUCUAAGGCUUCUGAAUUGAAGCUGGCUUAUGUCCUGCCAUCUUCUGAAGCAUUCUGCACCAGAGACUACAAACAGUAUCCAUGGGCUUUCUGCAAACUUUUUUUCACUCCACCAUAAAACUGUAUUACUGCUGAAUGUAGCACUCUCACCUUCUUCUUUACUGCCUUGCUUUUCAGUACUUGUGGGGGAUAGGCUGGAAUAACUUGUCUAGCUAAACCCCCAGUUUUCUUGUUUCCUUUUGGCUGGUUAGUAGUGGGAUCUGUCUGAUCUGGCUCCCAUCUUAGUGCUGGUACAAAGGAGGGUGUGAGGAGCCUGGAUUGAUGCUUUGAGCUGGGUUAAUGCUGGUGUGAAAUCAUAGUCUUGAGGAUUCUCCUCUCACCUCCACUGUCAUUAAAAUAGAGGCUCUCUCAGGCUUUCUCAAACCUCCAGUGUCCCCUGUGGUAAUUUUUCAUCCACAAAGGUGACUUUGUGAAUUAUGUCAAUGACAAAUCACGGACUAAAACAACCAACCAACCAACCAACCAAAAAAAAUUAAAAAAGAAUUUUUGAAAGAGCCAAAAUCUAUCAAGUUAUUUGAAGAGAGAGAAAAGGAAGAGAAGGGAAAACAUGAGUAUAGAUGAAAAAUUUAGUUUCUUGCAGUACUCAACUAAGCAGUUAUUUUAAGAUAUGUCCUAUUAGAGGUACUAGAACUGCAUCUGGCAGGAAACAGCCUAGAAAUAAUUAUUUCUUCAUUAUAAAUAUAAUGAGAAAGUAAUAAAGAAAAGUGUCUAAUGUCCUAUUAUAAACAUUUGUAUUCCAUUGAAGUGGUUUUGAAAAUGGUAUUUUCAUUGUCAGCCAGGAAGAAUUAGGAGACAGAAUGGGAAGGGAAAAAGAAUGAGUUUUAUUAAGUAUUACUGUUUCCCUUUGUUUUAGAACAUUUCCCAACCAAAAAUGUAAACAGUAACAUUAAAAAAUCUUUCUGGGGCUCUAUAUAUUUAAUUUUCAGUAAUGAAGCACUUUGGAAUGUUAGCAUUUAACUUGCUUUAUGUUUAAGAGACUAAAUAGAGAGAAUGCUCUGUCUCUGAUUUAAUUCACUUAUCAGAGCAGUUGUGGAUGAAGAAAACAGCUUUCAUUACAGUAACAAUGAGCUUUUUUUAAAGCAUCAUGCUCUUCUACUAAAUCUGAAGGCUUCAUUCUUGUACCUGAGUGCAUGGGUGCUGUUUAGUCCUGAGCAUUUUUGAUAAUCCAGUCACUGCUACAGUUUGUGGGUUGCACCUGCAUAUAAGGUUGCUGUGGCUGAAAAUCUAUGUCCACAGCUUGGCACUUGCAGAGCACAGAUCCCACAAAAGUCAAAGGUGUGUGUGCAGCCACUGUGGGUGCAUGGGAACUGUUCUGUUCCUCAUUUGGGAGAAGAUUCAAGUCUAUGGUAAGAAACAGACAUGAGGGGAGUGUGACUGUCUCUUUCAGAGGCUGAGCAGAGCUUAUAUUGGAUUAAGCCACUUAUGAAAAUGCCUUCUAAACUCUUUUCCAAAUAGGCAGCUUAGGAGCAAGCUGAGUGCAAUGUGGAAUUCGACUCCAACUGCAAAUCCUGCACAAGGAUCAGCACAGUUAAUCUCCCCUAAGGUUUCUGAUGCUGUGGCUAGAAAACUGAAAAGAUGUGAGGUAGCUCCUGCUGCCAACAAGAAGAAAUGCCUUCAUGUUGCUGUGCAUCCAAGCUGUCCUGUAGUGAAACAAGGUCUUUGGAGAAGUGGGGAUGGGAUGCAAAAUACUUAUUUGGAAUACAGAAUAGGGCAGAGUGAAAACUUCCCUCAGAUCAGCACUGCUCAUACACACUGAAACAGCACAGAACAUCCCAAAGGACCACCAAGGUAUAUGGCAGUGUCUUCUUGCCUACCUGCUAAAUGUUUUGAAAUGAAGAGUGGUGGGAAUGACAAAAACAGGUCUGGUAAUGAAACAGGAGAUGUUUAGUGUAAGUACCCACAGUCUCCUGCCAGCAGCUUGUGGGCCUUCCCAGAGACAGAACUGCAUCACUGACUUUUUUGUAGGUAUAAUUUUUAUGCCUCUGCCAUGUCUCCUGUAACUUAAACAUUGGGAAAAGGGGGUUUCUCUUUGAUGCUCUAUUUUAUUGCAUGGUUAUGCACAUUUCUUCAUUUUGUUGAAUAAUUAUGAAGAAGAAAAUCAAGCUGAAUCUUUCUCAUUUUUUUAAACUUUUUUUUUUUUUUUUUUUUUUUUUUUAAGAGAUUUCCUCAUCUGCACACAUGGAAAUCAUAAGCUCCAUUGCAAACUUCAGGAAGGUAGGAAGCACUUCUAUGCAAACUUCUGUCUAUAACUAUCUCACAAAGGUAGCAUUUGUUUUCAGAUCUCUAAUUUGGAGAAUAUUUAGUUAAAACUUCUAAAAUUUUAAAUGCAAAAAUAUUUUCUCUGUAGUGAAAAUGUGAAUUAUAUUUGUAGGCAUUUCACUUAGGAAAGGUAAGGCAAAAUGUAUGUGUGUUUUCUGUUAAGCUAAACCAGAUGCUUAGCUGUGAGAUAUUCAGAAGCCAUUUUCUACAUGGAUGAAUACAUGGAUUAUAAUUUUUCUCCUUUGGAGAAUGUGGAGAUGAUAUAUAAACAGAAGGUGGGAAAUUUCUGUGGAGAGGCUAUAAAAUGCUACUUCUCACUUCCUCUCUGGCUAUGAUAUGCAUAAAUAUAGUGAAAUCAGAUAAGAAAAUAUAUGUGAGUGAAAAAAAAGACGGUUUUUGAUCUUCACAUUCUCAGCUGAUCUUACUAAGUAUGCAGUUAACCAUCUUCCCUGUAUACUUCCAAGUUUUCUUUCUGCUAUGCCAUGGGUGAACUGUGGAAGACCUAGGAAUUUUUAGGUUCAAUUCAUCAGUCCAGUUAGGAGGGCAUUCAGUGUUGGCCUUGUGAGUUAGGAGCAUGUUUUAGUAAAUAAUCUGUUUAGCAGGAGAAGGUAUCCUAGUUCUGGAUAAGAACAGCUCAGGCAUUUUGCUGAGGUAAGAUGUAAGAGUUGGAUUAGGUUUAAGGGCUGCUUGUUAGCUGUUUUAAACUUCCCAAAUGGACAAUUUAAACCCACUCUUUGGCAUGUUUUGCUACUUCUGCACUAUUUUGAUUUGUUCCAGUUCUGUCCCUGACUUUGCUCCCUUGCCUUGUGGCUGAGAUGAGAAGCAGCAGUUUCUGGGAUGGUGUGGGAUUCCCGUGCCGUCCCUUUAGCCACAGGCUCUCCAUGCAUCACAUCUCCAUCACCAGGUGGACAGCAGAAUCUGGGCAGGGAGAGAAUCUGUGCAUCCAUGCCAGUGGCAGAUAAGCCCUGGCAGUCAAGCACCAAGGCACAGUGUAAGGUUGGAGUCCUAAAGUAUGGUGUGUAAGGAUUUUUGAGUGGGCUUCAAGAUCCAGUGCUAGUGCAGUGGCCUAAACCAACUUUGGCUGCUUGAAAUACAGGUCAGUUGUAAAACAGACAAAAGAUUUUUGGGUUUCUAAAUUUUCUGGAUGACUGCCAGCCCACUUGUGCUCUAUGCUGCAUCACUAGCAAGCAUAAAGAGUAGAGGCAGCAUGUUAGAAGUCUAUCUGCAGGCACAGGAUUUACUUGUUGGUAGUAAGUAAAUAAGACACCUAGAAGUUGCCUUGGAUACCUCUUUCUCGUCACCUUUACCUACCACCCCUGUACUCUGCCAGUCCUGCCAGUUCUGAUAUUCCAAACUGCUGGAGCACUUUAGUGAGCUGUUAAAAUCAGUCUAUCUGACAAAUGAUGAGGAAUAUCCUUUCUCUCACUCUUUCUACUGACAAAUUCACAGUUGAGAGGCAGACUAGGAGAUAUUAACUUCUGUGCUAAUUCAAAGUUUAGGACUGGUAACCAACUGAGGAACCAAAAAAAAAAAAAAAAAGAAUUUAUAUGUGAUGUGAAGCAGCUGCUAUAUUCUGUGUCAUUUUAAAGCUGAAAAUGAAAAGAAGAGGGGGAGAAAAGAAUAUUUAUUGAUAUUUUGUUUUACUCUAAGCUUUUUUUUUCCUGAGAAGCCCUGUCCAUUGCAUCCAAAACAUCUGGGUUUAGGUUUAGACAUUGCAAGGAAGACUCCCAGUGAAAAAUAUAAAGCUUUUGAAAGUACUUUAAUAUUUUUUUUUCUGUAAAAGUAGUGGCAUGCAGAAAAUAUACACUAAAAGCAAGCAUAGUAAAAAUGCUUUUUAACCACCCCCUAUAGGAAAGUUCUAUCUUCUCUGUCAAUAACUUGCUACUUCUGCAAUAUGUGGCUAUCCUAGAUGCACGUUGCAAGAGUUCUGUGCCAUGCCAAAUUCUGAUGUUUAUCCCUUUGUAUUGGCUCAUACAUGGGGAAAAACUGAAAGGAAAUCAAAGUAAGGGAAUCCUUUGGCUGAAUUCUUUUACACUAUUCUUGGUGCACAUUUUAGUUGCGUGGAACAAUGUGGCUGGGAAGAUUUAAAGAAUCAGAGGUAAACUAAAUUAUUUGAGUGAUAUGUUCAAUGCUGGUCACCUAAUACUAACAAACUUAAAAGGUGGUUUGAUAGCUGUCAACUUGUUUUGCUAUUGUGCAGCUUAACUGUUACCUUCCUGUAUUAUGAACAUCUAUGUAUUUGGAAAAUAAAUCCAUCUUGCAAGAAAGAUUGUGCAAAAAAUUGUUCCUAUUAUACUCCAGUGUAUAUUGCUG